AUGUCUUCCUUUAAAUAUCCUGUAUUAGGACUCUCUAUUGUGGUCGGUAGUGAACUGAUCUUCAGGUGGCUUAAGCAUAUUUAUAAUUAUGCGAUAGAUUUAAAGAACUGUAAAAAAAUUGUUGAUGGUAAUUUAUAUAUGAUGACUGGAAAUACAAAACCUUUUAGCAGGGUAAUAUUUUUUCCUGACAAAGGUAUUGUAUCAAGUACUACCUUUGAUGGUCAGUACAAUAAUAAGGAUGGGUAUAAGAAUUUAGAGGGAGAUGACGUUCAGACUGGGAACAUCACUGGCCAACAGAAAGGAGCAGUCUCGUUACAUAAUGAUCAGUUAAGAAAUUUCCGAUCCAGUGAUUAUGAUCCUGUCGUUAGGAUUCGAGCUACAGCAAGACUAGACAAUCAGGAACUGUUCAAACAAUCAACAAGGCUAAGGAGGAGUACAUCACUAAUCUAUAUGAUCAAUGUAUUGGACUCAGCCAAGAGAUCUUUAGAAGUGUGUCUCUACAUUCUGACAUGCAAGGAUUUAGUUUCUGCCAUUGUAAGAGCAAAGCUUCGUGGUGUAAGAGUUCGUGUGCUCUUAGGAGGGACAAUGGAAGAGUAUAGUACAAGUUCUGCCAGUAUCCUUCUCAAGCACAAUAUAAUGUUCCGAUUCAGCAACCCUGCCCUACUAAUGCACCAUAAAUUUGCCAUAGUGGAUGCCCCAGAACACCUCCAGAAACCUCAUUAUGAUGGUAAGUUUGUACAAGUGGACAGAAUUUAUAGCAAACAGCAUGAAGUUCAAGGUAAAGAUUGGAUUAAUCAUAAGAGUGAUACCAAAUCCACUGUGCAUUCUAGGGUUUCAGAUUUGUGGAAAAGGAUUGAAAUAUCAAGAUUCUUUUAUGAAUUCUCAAACUUUAUCAAAUCUAUGAUAUCAGUACCAAAAAAUGACCACCAUAAUGAGAAUUUUGAGGGUGUGCUAAUGACUGGCUCAUUUAACUGGACUUGGGCAGCAGUUACAAAUAAUUAUGAAAAUGUCGUUAUUACCAAUGACCCACAAUUAGUAAAUAGAUUUGCAGAGGAAUUUCAUAGUCUCUGGAAAAAUUUGGAAACUUAGGUAAUUCUGGAAUUUGCAAAUUAUUUUCAAUAUACUGUACUGUACAGCCAUUUCCUAAGUUAUAAAUGGGUUAAAUUCCUGGACCCUGUUUGUAAGUCGGAAUAUUGUUAAUUCCAUAGGUUAAAGCACAAUCCUGCCCAUACAAAACAAUAUUAAUAUCCCUUAUCUAACAUAUAAGUAUACAGUAGUACCUUGAUUUACGCUGUCAAUUGAACCCACAGGGUACCGCGGAAAGUGAAAACCGUGUAAAGUGAACAACAGAACAUAUGGGAUUAAUUCCAAUAGAGACUGGCCAAACUCCACUUUUUCCGACACAAUACCUAUGUUGUAGUAAAAAUAACAUCUAAAUUUUAUGAUGGUAUGCUCACACAAUUAAUAUUUAAGAGAAAUACAGUCGCCAGGUUAAUGUCCAUUCAAAUAA
Molecule: messenger RNA, 1510 nt
Organism: Homarus americanus (American lobster)
Lineage: Eukaryota; Metazoa; Arthropoda; Malacostraca; Decapoda; Nephropidae
Gene: zuc
Exons: 2
Coding region: 1-1089 (362 amino acids)
Biological process (GO): piRNA processing
Cellular component (GO): mitochondrion
Molecular function (GO): RNA endonuclease activity producing 5'-phosphomonoesters, hydrolytic mechanism
Source: RefSeq, a predicted model, not a curated record